AUGGCAAGCAUUUCUAGUGAUGAAGAUGCUCAAUAUGUCCCAUCACCAAUUAAAAAGCAUAAAAUGGGAAAAGCUAUAAGUGAGGAAGUAAGAAUCCGGAUUGUGAAUAUGUACAAAACUAUCAUAAUGAAUGAACCUAGCAUCUCCGUGAGACAAAUUCGAAAACAAAUAUCGGAAACAUUGGGUAUUGGCGAACGUUCAAUCCAGACAAUAAUUUCUACAUACAAGGAGACAAACACGGUGGCUGCUCCAAAACAGACACGUAAGAAAAAAUCUUUCCGCGAUCUUUUUGACGAAUUUUCAAAAAACGCAGUACGCAGGCACGUUCAUAGCAUUUGGUUUCGUCGUGAAAUUCCGACGGUUGAUAAAAUCCACCAAGCCGUUUCCGCCGACGACAGUUUGCCAUCAAUAUCGCGUACCAAUUUAUUUCAUCUUUUAAAAGAUUUAGAUUUCCGGUACAAUAAACGCAGUAGGAACAGUGCGAUGACUGAAAAGAAUGAAAUUGUUGGGUGGCGCAGAUGUUAUUUGGAAAACAUUAAACAAUAUCGUGAAGAAGGUCGGCAUAUUUAUUUCCUCGACGAAACAUGGGUGAAUGCUGGCGAUUGUACAUCAAAAACGUGGGUUGACACAACGGUACGAUCUCACCGGGACGCAUUCCUAAAAGGUCUAUCGACCGGUGCUGUUAAUCCCUCGGGCAAGGGCAAACGCCUUAUUGUACUCCAUAUUGGCUCAGAAGAUGGUUUUCUACCCGGAGGUUUAUUGUGUUUCGAAUCAAAAAAAAACACACGCGAUUACCAUGACGAAAUGAAUGGGGACACAUUUCGUGAGUGGAUGGAGGGAAUUCUACCUCUACUACAACCGAACUCCGUAAUUGUUAUGGACAAUGCGUCCUACCAUUCCGUCAAAAUCGACAAAGCCCCAACAUCCUCUACCCGAAAGGCGGAUAUUAUCAAGUGGUUAGAAGAUAAAGGAGAAGUGAUAAAUCACUCAAUGGUCAUCCCUCAACUUCUACUCAUAGUCAAACGUUUGAAGCCACUGCAUAGUAAGUAUGUUAUUGACGAACUUGUAAAAGCCAAUAAUCAUACAAUAUUACGACUCCCGCCAUACCACUGUGAGCUAAACCCCAUUGAGCUGGCUUGGUCAUCAGUGAAGAACCACGUUCGGAUGAAUAAUACCACUUACAAGCUUCCAGAUGUAAAGAAUUUACUGAUAGAAGGCAUAAAACGAGUCGACGCAGAAAUGUGGAAAAAUUUUAUAAGCCACACAAAAAAAGAGGAAACAAAAUUUUAUGAAGUCGACAAUAUCAUAGACGAGGUCUUGUCCGCGGAGAAAUCAGAUGAUUUGUUGAUGACUAUCACUGGAGACACAUCAUCUGAAACGGAUUCAGAUACUGAAUAA
Messenger RNA from Macrosiphum euphorbiae (potato aphid), 1398 nucleotides. The record is from the annotation of a GenBank genome assembly. NCBI's taxonomy places the organism in Eukaryota, Metazoa, Arthropoda, Insecta, Hemiptera, Aphididae.